Molecule: messenger RNA, 1048 nt
Organism: Lipotes vexillifer (Yangtze River dolphin)
Lineage: Eukaryota; Metazoa; Chordata; Mammalia; Artiodactyla; Lipotidae
Gene: MXD3
Product: MAX dimerization protein 3
Exons: 6
Coding region: 65-685 (206 amino acids)
Biological process (GO): regulation of transcription by RNA polymerase II
Molecular function (GO): DNA-binding transcription factor activity, RNA polymerase II-specific; protein dimerization activity; RNA polymerase II cis-regulatory region sequence-specific DNA binding
Source: RefSeq, a predicted model, not a curated record
AAAAGUGGUGCAGCCGCUGCUCCGGCCAGCAUCCUAGGCCCGCCCGCAGCCAGCUGUCGCCGACAUGGAACCCGUGGCCAGCAACAUCCAGGUCUUGCUGCAGGCAGCGGAGUUCCUGGAGCGCCGCGAGAGAGAGGCAGAGCAUGGCUAUGCGUCCCUGUGCCCACACCGAAGUCCGGGCCCAGUCCACAGGAGGAGGAAGCGGUCUCCCCAAGCUCCUGGCGCGCUGGACAGUGGGCGGUCUGUGCACAACGAGCUGGAGAAGCGCAGGAGGGCCCAGCUGAAGCGGUGCCUGGAGCAGCUGAAGCAGCAGAUGCCCCUGGGGGCUGACUGUGCCCGAUACACCACACUGAGCCUUCUGCGCAGGGCCAGGAUGCACAUCCAGAAGCUGGAGGAGCAGGAGCAGCGGGCCCGACGGCUCAAGGAGAAGCUGCGCAGCAAGCAGCAGAGCCUGCGGCAGCAGCUGGAGCAGCUCCGGGGGCUGGCCGGGGCGGGUGAGCGCGAGCGGCUGCGAGCAGACAGCCUGGACUCCUCAGGCCUCUCCUCUGAGCGCUCUGACUCAGACCAAGAGGAGCUGGAUGUGGACGUGGAGAGCCUGGUGUUCGGGGGCGAGGCUGAGCUGCUGCAGGGCUUCAGCGCAGGCCAGGAGCACAGCUACUCACACAGCAGCAGCACCUGGCUAUGACCCUCGCCUCCUGGAGCGACCUCUGCCCUCAGCCCACUCUCUGCUCUGCCAGGCUGGAGCCCUCACCAAGCCUCCAGGGCUGCUCAGAGUACUGUUGGAAUGGACUAAAAGGACCGUGUGGGAACAGGUGCUCCCCGUACCUUGCUGCUGGCAGUCCCACCUAGGACGGGGUGCCGAGCCCCCCUGAGCCCUGCAGGGCAGGCAGCUUGGGCCCAGGUCACCCUUCCAGGCGUUUUUUGUAGCACUUGGCUCUGCUGUCCACAGGGGCAGGAAGCCUCUUGGGUCCUCAUGUUCCUUCCUAAACAAGGGCCCCUGGCCUUUGCCCUCCACAUACUAUAUUUUCAUUAAAAGCCUCUUUCUUAA